Molecule: messenger RNA, 837 nt
Organism: Penaeus chinensis
Lineage: Eukaryota; Metazoa; Arthropoda; Malacostraca; Decapoda; Penaeidae
Exons: 6
Coding region: 1-837 (278 amino acids)
Source: RefSeq, a predicted model, not a curated record
AUGACUCCCUCUACUAUAAACGGUCUCGCUAGCGUGUCUGUGGCUUAUAUCCAAGUAGUUAAGGGUUUAAUCUACGACAAAUUGAGUCUUAGCAAGAAGUCGUCAGGCCGGUUUGGAUUCAGUCUAGGAACAAGCGCUGAGAGCGGUAUGUCAGGCCAGGCGGCUGGGGUGUCCUCGGCCAGCGGAGGACCUAGGCGGGAGGUCAUGCCGAUACGAGGUUCGUUCUCCCAGGAGAGCCACCCUAUAUAUGUAGCCUGUAAAGUGUUCCCGCCCUUGUCCGACUCCGCCUUCAAGCACAGGCAGGGAGGCAAGCAGAGGGUCACGGGCGCCUGGGGUUGUUCAGACGUUUUUAGACAUUGGCAGAGUGCGUCGUCGGUGCUGAGAGAAGCCUUGUCCUCAAGCAACUCCAAACUCAUUGACACGAGAGGACUCCGAUUCGGCUAUCAUGAGGACCCAAAAGCAGCUGCCCGCUCCCCGCUCCCUGCUUACCCCUGCUCCCGCCCCUGCUCUCGGCCCCUGCUCCUGCUCCCCGUCCCUUCCCACCGACCUUGCUCCCCGUCCCUGCUUAUCCCUGCUCCCCGUCCCAGCUUACCCCUGCUCCUGCCCCCCGUCUCUGCUCCCUACUCAUACUCCCCACCCCCUGCUCUUUACCCCCUGCACCCUGCCCCUGCUUACCCCUUCUCCCCGUCCCAGCUUACCCCCGCUUCCUGCCCCUGCUUACCCCUGCUCAUGCUCCCCACCCCCUGCUCUUUACCCCCUGCUCCCUGCCCCUGCUUACCCCUGCUCCCCGCCCCUGCCCACCGGCCUCGCUCCCCGCCUCCUGCCACAACGCUGUGA